GAUAUCCACGUCAACGAGCUGCUGUACAUUUGCGUAUUCGGAGAAAGUCUGCUCAACGAUGCCGUCACCAUUGUUCUGUUCAACACCGUCUCCUCGUUGGUGACAAGUUCGACCGGAGGUGCAAAUCAGAUCACGAUCGGUGCAGCGGAGCGGAAUCGGAUGCGAGUAGUUGGCGGAUAUCUUACAGUGCUAUUUAUGAGAUUCCUCGUCACCUUCCAAAUCGCCCAGCCCAUCAACCUCAUCGCUUGCCCGAUCGUGUGCUAUUUGUUGACCGAAAGCAUGCAUUUAUCGGCAAUUCUAUCCCUCGUCGUAAUCGGUAUCAUCAUGAAGAACUACAUGCCGGGCAACGUCUCCGAUCCGAUGGUGUUUACGGUGGAAUACCUGCUGAAGAUGGGCUCGUCUUAUUCCGAAUCCCUCGUUUUCGUAUUUCUUGGCGUCUCCGUCGUCUCCUCGAACCAUCAGUUCGAUUUCUGGUUCGUCAUCUGUACACUGACCGGAUGUUUAGUUUUCCGGUUUAUAGUCGUCUACUUCCUCAGCUUCAUGGCCAACAGGUACCGCGCGGAGACGGAGCGAGCCGUCUGCUACGGUCUCGUCAUGGCCAUCGACGAAAACUUUUUCCCGGCUAAACAAAUGUUUGUCACGACAACACUGGUCGUCAUUUUCUUCACUACGAUUGUUCAGGGCUCCACCAUCAAGAAACUUGUCGAGUGGUUGAAGGUCAAGCGCAGCAAGAACUUUGGAAAAGAAUCCGAGAAGAAGCGGGUCAUCGACUACUUCUUCGGCGAGACCAACAAGCACCUGAUGUUCUACAUUGAAGACUUGAUAGCGCACCAUGGACAGAAUUGGUUCUUCCGAAAAUUCCUUGAGAAAGACCGGAAAUGGAUCAAGCCGUUUUUGGUGGCAAACUACAAGCAUUUGGAUUGUCAAAUUGUUGUGCAGCACCAGCGGCUUGAACUUGACGAAUAUGCUUGUAAUAUCAGAGGCCAAGGCGGCUCCUUCGCGGGUCUACCCACCGUCUCCUCCCUCGCCGACAUGCAGCUCCACCCCGGCCUCCCCAAGUCAAAAUCCGAGGCCCUACUGGCACCUCGUAUCCUCGACCCACCUGUGGACAUCACCUUCUCGCCGGAUCUUACGGAACGUUCCACGUUACUGCCGGUUCCACCUCCAAGCCAAAGAUCUAUCCCGAGAAACGAGAGCUUGUCCGGCUUCGUGCGCGAGGCCUUCGAGACUGCGGCGAUUCAACAAGGAAGGGGAUCGCUUCGAGACAAGGACUACGACUACGGAGACGGUCGGCGAAAUGGUUUCCGGCAACGGCGGCGCUCCCUCUACAGUCGUCACUUGCUGGACCUGGACUUUGAUGAGGAGCAACGUAGACUCGAAAUUUCAAUGCUUUUGGACCCGCCAGCCCCGGAAGAGUACGACAACAACAUGACCUAUCCGUACAAUAAAUUCACCGGAGCUCGAACGGCCAAGCAGAUCAAGGCUUAUGGGAAGAGCUUGAGGGAACGAGGCCCAGUCUCUCCUCGAAUCUUCCAGAAGCGUAACGGAAACGAUCAACAAUCGAGUGCUAGGGAUACGUCACCACCGCAACCCGCCGGAAUCCUGGGGGCCAGGCACCGGUUAUCACUGCCCACUCCGGACGAGAUCAACCUCAAGCGGAAACCCCCGAAAAUCUCAUUCGCCAUGUACGACGAGACGAUACCACCUAUUGAUCAAACUGCCCCACCGACGGCUAGGCAAACGCAGCGCAAAGUCUCCGGGGCGAAGAAGGUGUUCAUCGUCGGCUGCGACGACGAUAGGGCACUCAACCCAAUCCAAGAAGAACCGUCUUUCCUGUCGCCCGAUCGCCCUGAUCCGCGUCGGUGUCGCACCACUUCCAGCAAUAAU
Mesorhabditis spiculigera is the source of this 1887-nucleotide messenger RNA. The record is from the annotation of a GenBank genome assembly. NCBI's taxonomy places the organism in Eukaryota, Metazoa, Nematoda, Chromadorea, Rhabditida, Rhabditidae.